AUGUCGGGGUCCAGGAGUAUCGCUCGCGUGUACCCUGACGUCAACGAGAAGUUGGGAAGGUCAUGGUGGGACUAUGACAACCUCAUCGUCACUUGGGGCAACCAGGACAACUACGAGAUUGUCCGCAAGGUCGGCCGAGGAAAGUACUCCGAGGUGUUUGAGUCUGUCCACCUCCCCACGAACCAGAAGUGCAUCGUCAAGGUCCUGAAGCCGGUGAAGAAGAAGAAGAUCAAGCGUGAGAUCAAGAUCCUGCAGAACCUGGCCGGUGGACCGAACAUUAUCGGCCUCCUCGACGUUGUGCGCGACUCGCAGUCCAAGACGCCGUCAAUCGUCUCCGAGUACGUCAACAACACCGAGUUUAAGACGCUGUACCCCAAGUUUACCGACUACGACGUGAGGUAUUACAUCUUUGAGCUGCUCAAGGCGCUCGACUUCUGCCACUCGAAGGGCAUCAUGCACCGCGACGUCAAGCCGCACAACGUCAUGAUCGACCACGAGCGGCGGCAGCUGCGCCUGAUCGACUGGGGACUCGCCGAGUUCUACCACCCUGGAACCGAGUACAAUGUUCGUGUCGCUUCAAGAUAUUUCAAGGGACCGGAGCUGCUCGUCGACUUCCAGGAGUACGACUACUCGCUCGACAUGUGGAGCUUGGGGUGCAUGUUCGCGUCGAUGAUCUUCCGCAAGGAGCCGUUCUUCCACGGACACGACAACAUCGACCAGCUCGUCAAGAUCACCAAGGUCCUCGGAACGGACGAGCUCUUCAACUACCUCGAGCGCUACGACAUUGACUUAGAUUCCCAGUUCGACGAGGUCCUCGGCCGCUACCAGCGUAAACCCUGGAGCAAGUUCAUCACGUCGGAGAACCAGCGCUACAUUUCCAACGAGGCCAUCGACUUCCUCGACAAGCUCCUUCGCUACGACCACCAGGAGCGACUCACCGCCCAGGAGGCCCAGCAGCACCCCUACUUUGCCCCCGUCCGCGAGGAGCACGCCCGCAACGCCAAGGCGGCCGCCGCCUCCAAGGCGUAA
Trichosporon asahii var. asahii CBS 2479 is the source of this 1029-nucleotide messenger RNA. RefSeq names its product casein kinase II, alpha chain. Lineage: Eukaryota; Fungi; Basidiomycota; Tremellomycetes; Trichosporonales; Trichosporonaceae. Gene Ontology annotation, biological process: DNA damage response; protein phosphorylation; regulation of transcription by RNA polymerase III. The record is from RefSeq and is a predicted model, not a curated record. The coding region runs from base 1 to 1029 and encodes 342 amino acids. Gene Ontology annotation, molecular function: protein serine/threonine kinase activity; ATP binding. Gene Ontology annotation, cellular component: cytosol; nucleus; protein kinase CK2 complex. The transcript has 3 exons.